This is a messenger RNA of Ostreococcus tauri, 612 nucleotides long. RefSeq names its product unnamed product. The transcript has a single exon. Lineage: Eukaryota; Viridiplantae; Chlorophyta; Mamiellophyceae; Mamiellales; Bathycoccaceae. Bases 1 to 612 code for a protein of 203 amino acids. The record is from RefSeq and is a predicted model, not a curated record.
AUGGCGCGCGUCGGGUCGAGGCGGAGCGUGGAAUCGAGGAAGAAGAUCGCGCGGGCGCAGCGCGAGCGAUGGCGGAACGCGCGAUUGGCGGACGCGGCGGCGGCGGAGGCGCGCGCGGAGGGCGCGAACGACGGCGGGGCGUUCGCGAAGGAGACGACGGAGAGCGCGUCGAAGGCGCGCACGGCGAGGAUGACGAAACUGAUCGCGAUGAAGAAGUCGAACACGCGGGCGGAGAAAAUCGCGGCGUCGAGCGUCAAGGUGAAUCAAUUCUCGUACGAGCUGAGCGCGUAUAAUAAGCUCAAAUCGGAGCUCGCGAGCUGGAGCGAGGGAUUUGAAAAGGCCAAGGGACGGAAACCUACGUUUAAGGAUGUGCAGAACACGCGCAUUCCGUGGUUGAUCGAUUCGUUCCAGGAGUACGUUCGCCUGCGGAACAAGCUCAUCGCGGAGACGCCGAACAUUCGAGGAGACGUGGGCAAGUUAGCCAAGCAGACGCUCCCAUCGCCCAGAUCCGUGCCUUCGGGAGGUGAAUUUAGACUUUCGUUCGACGAGGGCGAGGACGAAAACGACGACGGCGAGGGUAGCUCGCCGUUCUCAAUCUUCAACUUUAGAUAG